Molecule: messenger RNA, 930 nt
Organism: Guillardia theta CCMP2712
Lineage: Eukaryota; Cryptophyceae; Pyrenomonadales; Geminigeraceae
Exons: 7
Coding region: 1-930 (309 amino acids)
Biological process (GO): pantothenate biosynthetic process
Cellular component (GO): cytoplasm
Molecular function (GO): 2-dehydropantoate 2-reductase activity
Source: RefSeq, a predicted model, not a curated record
AUGUCAAACUUCAGGAUUGCCGUCAUUGGGUCGGGUGCGGUAGGACUAUAUUACGGGGGAAGGUUGUUGGAAGCUGGGCAUGACGUCACGUUCCUUGCGAGGAGAGACCUGGAUAGGUUGAAUAAGGAUGGCCUGCGAAUCAAGUCUGUGGAUGGAGAUGUCAACUUUGCUCAAGUCAAGGCUGUCGGGGAUGUCACAGAAAUUGGAGAAGUCGACUGGGUUCUUCUGUCUGUAAAAUCUUACGCUUUAGAAGCUUGCAAGGAACUCGUAAAGGGUUGCAUGGGUCCGCAGACGAGAAUAUUGGCCGUGAUCAACGGGUUCGGGAUCGAGAGUUGCCUGGCCUCUGAUUUUCCGCAUGAUAAGAUCUUUGGAGGGAUGGCCUUCACCUGCAUCAAUCGUGAGAGCGAUGGAGAAGUGAAUCACCUCAAGUACGGCACAAUCACAUUUGGGCACUACAAAGAUGACAAGGAUGAGCUCGCAAAAGUUGUGGACCUCUUUGAGGGCUCAAAGGUGAAGGUUACGACUAGCGACUGUCUGCUCUAUUCAAGAUGGGAGAAGCUAUGUUGGAAUAUUCCAUUCAACGGUUGUCCUGCCAUUGCUGUGGCGAUGGGCGGAAUCACCACCGACAUCAUUGUAACUGACCCAGACCUGCGACUGUUAGCUCGCAAGGUCAUGGAAGACGUCGUGAAAGUUGGAAAUGAAGAUCUUGAGACCAGGAAUAUCUCUCCAGAAAACGAAGCUGACAAUCUUGCUCUUCCAGGCCCCUACCGCCCGUCGACCAUGAUUGAUCUUGUUGAGGGAAAGCAAAUGGAGGUGGAGUACAUGUUUGGAAACCCAUUGGAGAGAGCUCGAGCCUUGCAAGUGAGCUGCGGAUAUAUGGAAUCGGUCAUCUCGAUGAUCAAAGGUAUUCAACGUAUCCGAAAGUUGUGA